This is a messenger RNA of Labeo rohita (rohu), 2218 nucleotides long. It is a transcript of the gene htr1ab, whose product is annotated as 5-hydroxytryptamine (serotonin) receptor 1A b. The transcript has a single exon. Gene Ontology annotation, cellular component: plasma membrane. Gene Ontology annotation, molecular function: G protein-coupled serotonin receptor activity. The record is from RefSeq and is a predicted model, not a curated record. The coding region runs from base 719 to 1990 and encodes 423 amino acids. Lineage: Eukaryota; Metazoa; Chordata; Actinopteri; Cypriniformes; Cyprinidae. Gene Ontology annotation, biological process: regulation of vasoconstriction; regulation of behavior; regulation of hormone secretion.
UGAAACUCAUAAGAGAAGUGUUAUUUGUGGUGUGAAUAUGUACAAAAGUCACUGUGUGACUGUGUUUUGUUGAUGAAGUGAGCUGGAGCGGCGAUCUGUUACUUCCUCAACUGUUUGGUUAUUGAAAUGUUUGAAUACGCAUUUUUGAAUGUUUAAAUAAGCUUUAAGCCUCAGUCGUGGAGUCAAGAUCCUUAUAAUUCGCACUCUUGGUAUAGGGACAGUAUGUGGAGGUCUGAAUGAAAUAUGUAUUUGCCCCAAACGUUUCGUUUUGUCAGCAGCAGACGCGCUACAGCAGGUGGCAGCAGCAGCAAUACAAUUUUCAGCUCGACGGGUGUCGCUGACUGCGGUGCCGAGCUGAUCGAAAACACGGGCAUAGGGUGAAGUAAAAAGUUGAUUUUCAAAGAAAAAGUUUAAUCUUUCGGAAACUCAGGAAGUUGGAUACCUAUCUGGCAUGUUUUGUUCAAGUCAUCACCGGUUGGAACUGCUUCAGUAGUUUGUUGUUAUAAGCAGAUGAUGAUGAUGGAUGGAUGGAUCUCACUGGAAUAAAUUCAGGGGGGAAAAAACGCGCGUGCAUAUUCUAUGCCGAGCCCACCCGACACACCUGCGUAGGUAACUGACGUCUGGAGUCACUGCUGAUAUAAAUGGAGCCGCGUCGUCACAAGUCGUCAGUAACAAUGUUGAUGGUUGGCAUCGCCGUCAAGUGUAUGAGCUCCUCUGAAUGAGCUUUUGCAAAUUUUACGCUCUACACGACAUGGAAGAAAACAACGACACGUUCUUAUUUCAGAACGACAGCGGUUUAGAUCAGGAGAUCGACAAUGUGACUUUACCUGUGAAGGUUCCACUAAGUUAUCAGAUCUCCACGUCUUUGCUGAUCGGCGCGCUCAUUCUAUGUUCCAUAUUUGGAAACGCGUGUGUUGUGGCGGCUAUUGCUUUGGAAAGAUCUUUGCAAAAUGUUGCAAACUACCUGAUCGGAUCCCUUGCCGUGACGGACCUCAUGGUGUCGGUGCUUGUGUUGCCUAUGGCGGCUCUUUACCAAGUUUUAGACAAGUGGACGCUUGGACAGGUAACUUGUGAUAUUUUUAUUUCCUUAGAUAUUUUAUGUUGCACAUCUUCAAUUCUCCACCUGUGCGCUAUAGCUUUGGAUAGAUACUGGGCGAUCACCGACCCGAUAGACUACAUGAAGAAAAGGACAUUAAAACGCGCCGCUCUUUUAAUCACCGUUACCUGGUUUGUCGGCUUUUCGAUAUCAAUUCCACCCAUGCUGAUCAUGAAAUCUCAACCCAAGAGUAAAGCAGAAGACAUGGCCAAUCCUGAAGCGUGCAUGAUCAGCCACGACCCGUGGUACACUAUUUAUUCCACGUUUUGCGCGUUUUACAUCCCUCUGAUUCUCAUGCUGGUCUUGUACGGACGCAUAUUCAAAGCGGCAAGGUUUCGCAUUCGCAAAACCGUUCGAAAACCUGAGAAAAAGAGGGUGAAGUGUUUGACUGUGUCACCUGCGCUGUUCAAGCGGGCGAACGGAGAGCUGGGCAAAAACUGGAAAAGCGCAGUCGAACCCAAGCCCGCUGCGUGCGUAAACGGCGCGGUUAAGCACGCUGAGGACGGCGAGUCUCUUGAGAUCAUCGAGGUUCACAGCAAUUCCAAAAACAACCUGCCUCUGCCCAACACGCCAAACUCUGUCCCUCUGUUCGAGAACAAACACGAGAAGAACACCGAGGCGAAGAGGAAGCUCGCCCUGGCGCGGGAGCGCAAGACAGUAAAGACUCUGGGCAUUAUAAUGGGCACUUUCAUUGUGUGUUGGCUGCCAUUCUUCAUCAAAGCACUCGUGUUGCCUUUUUGUCCGUCUUGUGAUAUGCCUUUGUGGCUCAUCGACGUCAUUAAUUGGCUCGGGUAUUCAAACUCGCUUUUGAAUCCCAUCAUUUACGCGUACUUCAAUAAAGACUUUCAGAGCGCCUUCAAGAAAAUCAUUAAAUGCCAUUUUUGCAGACCGUAAACAGUAUGUCUUUUGAGUUUUAACUGUCAGAAACGCGAGUUUAACCAGUAUUGAUUGCUCAGAAAACUAUAGUGGUGUAUUUUAACAGCACUGAAAACUUGCUCUAUAAAUAUACAUGAUUGAUUUUAUAUAUCAGAUGUAUAUGCUAUGAUAUCAGGUUACAUAAUGUGUACGGAAAAUGUUUAUUUCAUGUCCAUGACAAACAAAAAUCAUGUCCAUGAUGUAAAA